Xiphophorus maculatus (southern platyfish) is the source of this 3491-nucleotide messenger RNA. It is a transcript of the gene ube2h, whose product is annotated as ubiquitin conjugating enzyme E2 H. Gene Ontology annotation, cellular component: nucleus. Gene Ontology annotation, biological process: ubiquitin-dependent protein catabolic process; protein polyubiquitination. The record is from RefSeq and is a predicted model, not a curated record. Gene Ontology annotation, molecular function: ubiquitin conjugating enzyme activity. The transcript has 7 exons. NCBI's taxonomy places the organism in Eukaryota, Metazoa, Chordata, Actinopteri, Cyprinodontiformes, Poeciliidae. Bases 265 to 816 code for a protein of 183 amino acids.
CACAUAUAUGGCGUAAUUCGCGGAGGGAUCCCUGCUUGUCAGAACCAUGGUGAGAUCGCAGAGAAGGCAGUGAACAGGAGAUCUAACGUAUAGCUCAAACCCUCAAUAGGACGGAGACACUUCACCGUGAGGAGGUUCUGUCGUGAACAUCUGGGAAAACAAAUGUUAACUUUCGGAUAGUAUCGACCGCUAGACUGUCUAGCGUUCCUGGGAGCUGGCUUUCAGCUGACUUACUGGCGUUCUGCGGUGGAAAUAGCACAAAAAAUGUCGUCUCCGAGUCCGGGUAAAAGGCGAAUGGAUACCGAUGUGGUGAAACUCAUCGAGAGCAAGCAUGAAGUCACCAUCCUCAGUGGGCUCAAUGAAUUUGUAGUGAAGUUUUAUGGCCCACAAGGAACGCCGUACGAGGGAGGUGUGUGGAAAGUGCGAGUAGAUCUUCCUGAUAAAUACCCAUUCAAAUCGCCAUCCAUAGGAUUCAUGAACAAGAUUUUUCAUCCCAACAUUGAUGAAGCGUCAGGAACAGUGUGCUUAGAUGUCAUCAACCAGACAUGGACAGCUCUUUAUGAUCUGACCAACAUCUUUGAAUCGUUCCUGCCCCAACUGCUGGCUUACCCAAACCCCAUCGACCCCCUUAACGGCGACGCAGCUGCCAUGUAUCUUCAUCGGCCAGAGGAGUACAAACAAAAAAUCAAAGAGUACAUUCAGAAAUAUGCAACAGAGGAAGCCCUGAAGGAGCAGGAGGAAGGAACGGGAGACUCUUCAUCUGAAAGCUCCAUGUCUGAUUUCUCAGAAGACGAAGCCCAGGACAUGGAGUUGUAGUAAUAAAGGGUUCCCUCCCAAUCACUCCCCUUCCUUUAACCCCCCCACAGAGACUAUAUUUGAUUUCCUAACCACGAGAAAGCAGACUUAUAAUAUUCAUAUUUAAACAAGUUGAUUUUUUUAUUUUUAUUAUUACGACUAAACAAGGAUUUUUAUGGAUAUAUAGCCUUUGGUGUGUUUUGACAGACGCCCCUUCUCCUCUGUAGUCGUUCUCCCCGAUAGCGUUCACAAUCUCUGCUGCAUUUGUUCAAUGUUGUAAAAUUCCUCCACCCGAAGCGUCCCGUUCCUUUGCUUAGACUUUUUUUUUUUCUUUCUUUCUCCAUUUGACACAGCCAGCCACGUCCCUCCAUGCUAAUUGGUAACAUGUCGGUUGCUCUUUGAAGGCGAAAAGUGCUCCCAUCUCCUCCAAGACAGUAUUUGUAAAAACUUGAUAACUUUUGAGACAAAAGUUGGCUUUCCUUGCAAAUUUGAAGCGAAACACGUUCUGCAUGUCCCUCCCCUGUCCCUCUCUGCUGUGCUGGCUGCGAUGCGCACAACUGUUGCAAACUAGAGCAAGUAUGGGGGGGGGGGAGGAAAUGCUUCUGUUUUAUUCAGGUUACAAAACUCUUAUUUUAAGGCACACAGCCCCAGUAGAUACUCAUCGAUGAAUGCAGAAUACUUGCUAAGCAUAUCUCUGGUAACAUACUAAUGAAGAAAAGUCUGGAAUAAUAAGGUCUGUUUCGGUUUAAGUGCUGUGUUGGAUGUUACAUAUUUUUGUUUUAGUCUGUUGACCGUCUUGGUGUUUAAAAGAAGAAAAAAAAAAAACAGGCCGAUAUUGCAGAACAGAUGAAUGCCUGUCUGACUACAGGGUGACAUGGAUUGCUCUGGGUAUCUGAUUUAAGCGCAUUUCAUUAAAAAAAAGUCUGUAAUAUAAACCAUAUUUCUGGCCUGUUUUUUUUUUUUUUUUUAAGAAUAAAAUUAUUCUUAGUCAGGAAGCAGAUUGUCCUUGUUGCUAAAAACCAGCAUGAAAGGGAGUUUUAAACUUGUGAAGCAUCCCACACUCAAUGAUCUUUGAGUUUUUGGGUUGAUCGGGCUGAAAAUGAAGAGCACUUUUUGUUCUGUUUCUUAGGUUUUUAUUUUUUUUAUUUAUUUUUUUGGUCGCUACAUACAGGUUAGUCCUUCUCACAUUCCGCUGCUCUAUCCCCUUUGCAAUUGGUCCAACCUGUGCUGUGUUACCUGACAAGUGGCAGUCUGCUUUUACUAAGAAGAAAAAGACAUUUGGGGGGAAAAAAAAUGUAGGUAGAAAUUGGUCUCCUUAACCUAAAACAAACCUUUGUGUGGUAAGUAAUGAUGCUGAAAGAACAACAUUACAAGUGCAAACAUAAGUUGGUUCUAUUACCCAAAAACUUUUAUUACAUGUACUCUUUAAAAAAAAAAAAAAGUUCACUUUGUGAUAAAAAUAUUGAGUUUUUUUGUUUUUUUAAAAAAAACAAUAAAGUGUCUGUCUACUGCAUAUGGCUCUGGCCUCCUAAAAAAACAAAAAAAAAAACAGUUUGAGCCAAAACGUUAACUUUUUGAUGCCAAUCAGGGUGAAAAUUGGUGCAAAUCCAGAAAACUGACAUAUUUUGUAGCUCUGGUUCCCAAGAUGAAUAGUGCAUGCUUCUGGGAAGUUAUCACAUCACCUUCAGUUUAACCCUCCCCCCUCUCUUCUGUGCCUCAUCAUUGCAUCAAGAAACUCAGCAAAAAACAUGUAUUUAAGAAGCCAUGGAGACGACUUGUAAUAUUCUAGAGAAGCACAUCGUUUUAACUCUCUUCCUUCUUUUUCUUUUCUUGGUGCGAGUCCAUUCUGUUGUCUUUGUGCGCCGACACAAGAUUCAUCUGAAACGCCCCAGGUUUUAUUAUAGCGAAUGUUUGAAGUACUCUUUGCUUCUGUUCUGCAUUGUGGUUAACCAUGUUUCACCUAGAAGGUAUUAAAAAAAAAAAACAGGCAGAAAAUCAUGCAGGAAUUGUUGAGCUGUUUUUUUUUGUGUGUGUUUGUUUUGUUUUUUUACUGCGUCAGGAUAGAUAGAUUUGUAGUUUGGUAAACCUAUUAAUGAGGUUCUUUAGUAAGGGGGAAUUUUCACUCUCAUCUAACCGUAUAGAUGCACCCGCUCGAGCUUGUACAGCGAUUUUAUUUUGAGGCGCAGCGGUUGUGACGGAUCUGACUUGUACAGAAAGCAGAAAUUGUGGCUCGGAUCUUUCUACUGUCAGACUGUUUUUGUGCUCUUGAACAUCCACUCGUUCAAAUGCAGAGGCAUCCCUUUUGUUUUCAGUUUGUAACAGAACAAUUUGAUUUAUUUAUUUUUUUUAAAAGAUGUGUUAAUUUCUCUCACCUGCAGCUGUGUGGCUUUUGGUGAAAGCUUUCCUUUUCAAGAUGUUCCACGUGUUCCCUACUAGUUUACCUGCUGCUUGUGACACUUGCCUUGGCCAUCCUAGGAAAAUAUAUUUUUAAUAUACGAGCUGAUUUAUCAUGCAAACGUUUUUUGUUUUUUUUUUAAAAAAAAAAGAUACUAUUGAAACCAUCUAGAGUGGAAGUGCACCAGUCAGUCAGUCAGCCAGAAAUUGGAAUCUGCAAGUUUCCUUUUGGUCAUCUCUCAUUGGUCAUAAGUGAGUCAAAUGCUGAAAUCCCCUCCCCCCCCUAAUUAAAUUAAUAAAAU